Hypanus sabinus (Atlantic stingray) is the source of this 6184-nucleotide messenger RNA. RefSeq names its product kelch-like family member 20 (gene klhl20). Gene Ontology annotation, molecular function: protein binding. Lineage: Eukaryota; Metazoa; Chordata; Chondrichthyes; Myliobatiformes; Dasyatidae. The transcript is spliced from 12 exons. The record is from RefSeq and is a predicted model, not a curated record. The coding region runs from base 451 to 2226 and encodes 591 amino acids.
AGAAACAAGCCGAGGAUGCGUUGCUAGCUUGGUCGUGUGAUGGCCUCUUCCUUGAUUUUGAAAUGCUGCGCGGCUGCUGGUUAUUUUUAACUUUUGAGGCCGUUUGUCGCUUGCACCCUAGCUAAGGCACUGCAGACUUUCGGCCUUUCUUAAACUGGAGUGGUCGGUUCAUGUGAAUGCAAUUUUUGAGCCGCUGGCUGCUUCGGUGGGGAAGAGAUUGGCGGCUGCACCAUUUUCUACUUUCCGAAGGUGCGCAGUGCAGCUGCGCAGUUGGCGAGUGACGGGAGAAUUGUGUGGAUCAAUAAACUAAAAACAAAAUGUGGGCAAAGACUCACAGCACUUGUGUCCUGUUGUUGAAUUUUGGAGCGUUACCUGAAUUUAGGAGAGGUUCAAUUUGAUUCUAUCCUAGUCUAACCAAGGUAUAUUAGUGUCUGCCCAGGAGAGAUCAGAAUGGAUGUCACGAGCCGAUGUACGCUCGGCGAUCCCAACAAGCUGCCUGAGGGUGUACCUCAACCAGCUAGGAUGCCAUUUGUAUCAGACAAGCAUCCCCGACAGACUUUAGAAGUGAUUAAUCUUCUGAGGAAGCACCGGGAACUCUGUGAUGUGGUACUGGUUGUGGGUGCAAAAAAGAUUUAUGCACAUCGAGUUAUCUUAUCUGCCUGCAGCCCUUACUUCCGAGCCAUGUUCACUGGUGAACUUGCAGAAAGCCGGCAAACAGAGGUAGUGAUUCGUGAUAUCGAUGAGCGAGCUAUGGAGCUUUUAAUUGACUUUGCAUACACGUCUCAGAUAACAGUAGAAGAGGGGAAUGUACAGACUUUGCUGCCAGCAGCUUGCCUCCUGCAGCUGGCUGAGAUCCAAGAGGCAUGCUGCGAGUUCCUGAAAAGACAACUUGAUCCCUCCAACUGCCUAGGGAUCAGAGCUUUUGCUGACACCCACUCCUGCAGAGAACUGCUCCGCAUUGCUGACAAAUUCACUCAGCACAACUUCCAAGAGGUGAUGGAGAGUGAGGAGUUCAUGCUAUUACCAGCAAAUCAGCUGAUUGAUAUUAUUUCCAGUGAUGAGCUGAAUGUGCGUAGUGAAGAACAAGUUUUUAAUGCAGUUAUGGCUUGGGUUAAAUACAGUAUUCAGGAGAGACGACCACAGCUUCCCCAGGUAUUACAACAUGUUCGCCUGCCAUUGCUCAGCCCCAAGUUUCUUGUGGGAACUGUCGGAUCUGACCCCCUCAUAAAGAGUGAUGAAGAAUGCAGAGACCUUGUUGAUGAAGCCAAAAAUUAUCUGCUUUUGCCACAAGAACGGCCCCUAAUGCAGGGUCCAAGGACAAGGCCUCGUAAACCUAUCCGAUGUGGCGAAGUUUUAUUUGCAGUUGGAGGUUGGUGCAGUGGGGAUGCAAUUUCGAGCGUUGAGCGCUAUGAUCCUCAGACCAACGAAUGGCGAAUGGUAGCUUCUAUGAGCAAACGUCGGUGUGGCGUUGGGGUCAGCGUGCUAGAUGAUCUUCUUUAUGCAGUGGGUGGACAUGAUGGCUCAUCAUAUCUAAACAGCGUAGAGAGAUAUGAUCCAAAGACCAACCAGUGGAGUAGUGACGUGGCUCCCACCAGUACAUGUCGGACCAGUGUUGGCGUGGCAGUUUUGGGAGGGUAUCUGUAUGCUGUAGGUGGCCAGGAUGGCGUCUCUUGUCUGAACAUUGUGGAAAGGUUUGACCCGAAAGAGAAUAAAUGGGCACGUGUGGCUUCAAUGAGUACCAGACGGCUAGGUGUGGCAGUUGCUGUAUUAGGUGGAUUUCUUUAUGCUGUUGGUGGAUCUGAUGGUACCUCUCCCCUUAAUACUGUUGAACGCUACAGUCCACAGGAAAACCGAUGGCAUACCAUUGCACCAAUGGGAACACGCCGGAAGCACUUGGGAUGUUCUGUUUACCAGGACAUGAUUUACGCCGUUGGAGGAAGAGAUGACACCACAGAAUUAAGCAGUGCUGAAAGGUUCAAUCCCCGUACUAACCAGUGGUCUCCGGUUGUGGCUAUGACAUCACGCAGGAGUGGGGUUGGCCUUGCAGUUGUUAAUGGACAGCUGAUGGCAGUGGGUGGGUUUGAUGGUACAACUUACUUGAAAACCAUUGAAGUUUAUGAUCCAGAUGCAAAUACAUGGAGGUUGUAUGGAGGUAUGAAUUAUCGCAGACUGGGCGGUGGAGUGGGUGUUAUCAAAAUGACACACUGUGAAUCCCACAUAUGGUAAACCAUAAAGUCUGGUAUCCUUGCUGCUAUUGGAUGCUGUAAUUGUUUAGGAAAGCACACGUUCAUUCUGGUGUUCAGUAGAAUCUGGCCACUGAUCAAAAUAAGAGAUAUUCAAAGCUCCACGUGGUGAUGGAAAAAGACUUCUAUGUUGGUCCAAUGAACAGUUCUAAUGAUAUUACAGAUUGAUGACUGUAGAAGUUUUUUUUUGUGUGGGAAAGACUUCUCAUUCAGAACAGUUGGGAGCACCUCAAAAAUGGGCAGAAUAGAAAAGUUGCACAACUGUAACUUGGCUGGUAAGGAUGUAAUCAACUGUUUAAUCCUCAUUUUUCAAGGAUAUUGAAAUGAAAAUAUUUGUUGGUUCUCAUCAUUUGGAGAUGAUUGACUAUCAACAUGUGGAAAUAACUUUAUUUCUUUCUAAUUGAACAAUUCCACGGACUUAAGGAAAGAAAAUAUUUAUGUCAUGUUAAGUUGGGGCAAAUGGAAACUCAGUUGUCCCACUAUGGAAACAUGACUUAAAGCCACCCACCGCUACUUUUUUUUUCCUGAUGCUUAAUAAAUUUUGUGUUUCGUAUGGUGAUAGUAUUCUUUUAUUCAAGAUACAUGAGCAGUAACACAGUUCUUAAUUCUCUGAAAUAUAACAAAACUGGAAUCUUCUUAAGGGCAUUGUGUUCAUGAGAAAGUGAACAUCAAGUUUUUUCUGUAAUUGUAAGUGCACAGUCUGAUAAUACAUAUCACGUAAGUUGAAUAUAAUGUCAUGACUAAAUAUGCAUGGUUCUUCCUCCUGGAAGCCUAAAACAUUUGCAAAAGUUUUUUCUCAUGAUAAGCAUACCCCUUUAUGGUCAAUUUGAGAUACUCUAGAAAAGUUAAGUAAAUCUUAACACAGUAUUUUCUGGCAUCAGAUUUCAUUUGAGUUUUACUGAUGAUUAUAUAUUUCACAUGGCACAUUUCUAUAGCUUUAGAUGAAUAAUAAGUGCUAACAGACUUUUAAAAAAUAAAAACUGCACUGUUUUAUGACUACAGUGGGUGUAAACAAUAUAAUGAGUCUUCUGCUGAAUGGCAUCUAGUUUAAGGCUUCACAGGUCAACAUUAGAUUAUCUCCAGCUGUGUUGAAAAAAUGACCAGGUGUUCUUUUAACUAAUAAUCAUUGAGAAGGUAGAUUGGACAUUUAACCUUAACUCAUUGAAUUGAUUUUGUCUGUAAUAUUUUUCUUCACUGGGGAAAAAAAAACACAUCACAGAUACCAACCAGGGAUUUUCUUUUCAGGCUUGUGUCACUAUGUAUGGUAUAAGAAGGCUUAAGAAGAUGUAAAAUAUUGACAAAAGUAUGUAAAUUUCAAUGGUAAUUUCUUGGUUCUCCCAUCAGUGUAAUUGGAACAGUGGGAAUUGUGGAGAGAGACAUUACAUAUUUUCCAGCUGUUUUUCUUCUCUUGCUGCUUUGAGCACAGUACCACCACAUUAUGCAAUAAUUGCAUUUAUAGCAUUGUUUAAAAACAUGUUUCAUACAAUUGAUUACUUUGAAGGUCAGUAACUGUAAUGCUAAUAGUUCUAAAGCAGCAACCACAGUAAUAAGCUGAGUAAUAGUUCAAUUUCUUUUCUCUCAAUAAUAUUUGAUAGGCAGGUCACUGAACAAGAUACACUAGGAUGGGGUGAUGGAUUUGAUAUACAGGUUUACUCAGCAUCCAUCUCUAAAGAUGGAUGCUGCUUUGCCUCUUAUUCACAUCAUUUACCCUAGACACUAAUGUCAUGGGUGGAAUUUGUAUUAAGUUAUCAUGACCAAAACAAGCUUUUGGGUGCACAGUAUUUUUCACUAAAUGACAUUUCAUUAAUAGGAUUGGAUUAAAACAUCCACAAUUUGAUUCCAUUGUAUUUUAUGUAGAAAAUCCUAUAACACCCACUUUUCUUAUUUGUGCAAUAUCUCAUCAUUUAUUGGUUUCAAUUAAUUACUGCACAUUUGUAGGAUUAAUUCCUGCAGCACUCUGAAAAUUUAUGCAAAUAAUCAGUGGGAGUGUUUAUGAUUGUCUUUUUUUUGUGUUCUCAUUUUUACUGAUGUAUUUAAACUGUCAUUCAAGUUCCAGGAGUGCUUUUUGUGAACUGGUGCAGAUGAAAUGUCUUCCUCCUUCCACAGAAUUUUUACCCUGUGUCUGUUCUAAAGUUGAUCAAAUCAUUGUCACUCUAGUUAAAGACAACCUCCUGAUGUUUUGCAUUUCUCUCCUGACAUAUAGUUCUAAUUUUGCACAUCCAUUUAAAGCACCGAGAAAGGCUUUGGCCCAUUAACUUGGCAUCAGUUGAAGCAUCCAUUGUAGUAACUGACCUGUAUUCCAAUCAGCUCCUUCAGAUUCCAUCAUGUAUCUGCAUAAUGGAAGUAAAAUAUGAUGGCCAGUUAAUUUAACAAUCUGCACAUCCUUGGGAUAUAGGAGGAAUAAUAUGCACCCAGAGAAUACCAAGCUGUCAUAAAGCAAUGGUUUAAGCUAUACAACAGAGGAGGUCAAGGAUUGAACACAAGCUGAUAAAUUUGAGGCAGUGCCACCCCAUUGCUAUGUUCAUUAGUACUAUGUUUUAUACUUUAUAAGGACUGGAAAAAAAACUAUGUGGCACUUCUUACCAUCUUGGGAUGUUCAAAAGUGCUUUUAGUGAAUGUAAUUCCCACUGUUAUUCAGGAAGCACAAUAGGCCUGCUUGGGUACAGUGAGGUCCCAGAUAAUCAGUAAUUUGAUAGUGUUUAGAUAAUCUGGUUUAGGAUUAUUGGUUGUAAGAUGAUAGCCAGAAAACUGAGAGGAAACUUCUGCUGCUUAUACUGAUGAUCACUAUAUUUUGUGACAAAAUAAAAUUGUAACAGUCCCUGUAAGAACUAAGUUUCAAUUGUAAAAAUAAAAUCAUAAAGAAUUAAUGAAGCACUCUAAUUAAGCAGCCUGGAUGAUUUUUCAUUUGUCUUAAUAUAUAACCCUUUUUAAAAAAAAAACCUAAUGUAUAGUGGAUGGUACUUGUAUUUGCCAAUGAAGCUCAGGAGAGUUACAGUAUGUCAACCACAAGCAUGUGAUCUAAACUACUGUAAUCUUUUAGUAACCAGGUUUUAAACUUAAUUUACUGUAUUUUUGCUCUUUUAUCAGUUUAUUUUUAAGCUGGAUGCCACAAAGUCUUCCCCCCCCCCCCCCACCCCUCAGAAUCAUGAUUCUGUACUAUUCACAGGGUUUUUGCAUUGCAUACAUGUGUGCUUUUCUCACUACAGCAGCCAGUCCUAGAGCAUGCAUGCAUGCACCUUUACUGGAGUGGUUAGUGCAGUGUUGAAUUAAAUUUCUUAACUAUUCUUAAUUUUUUAUGUUGAAAGACUUCAUCAAAUUGAUACAUUAAUGUUAACAUCCUCUCUCCCUAUUAACUUUAAAAGUAGUUCAUGUCGCUUCCACAAAAAUUGAAGGACUGUAAUCUUCUUUCCCUAUCUUAUUGCUUAAAAGACUACCUCUAUAUUUUGGGUUUAUAUCUAGUCAUUUAUGUGGAGUAAAUUACAGUAGUUGUGGUACUUAAUUACAAUGGGUAACAAACAUCUACAGAUCUGAUAAACUGAAAAUAUUGUACAGGUCAACUACUAAGAAUGUGAUUGAAGGGUUAUUUCAUGAUUUAAUAAGUUAUUUUACCUUAUAACAGGUGUUUUUACAAGUUAUAUCAGAUUUGUUCCCUGUUAAUUUAAUGCUUUGCUUUCCUUUUAAACUCAAAUUAAAGAAGACCUGUACUUAUUUUUACCGCAGAUCCAUUUUUAAAAGAAAAGCACUACUUGGAAAUAAACAAAAUUGGCAGUUGUCCACAUUUUGUCAAGUUCCAGAUGAGUAUGAGCAUUAGAUUAAUUUGUUGGCAAUUGCAUCUCCUCCAGGUGCUAAUUUCAGCAGUGCUAUUUUAUGACUUUUGUAAGCAGUUAUGAAAUGUUACGUGCACUUUCCACAAAUAAACUGUAAAUUUUUUGGUACAACAA